Messenger RNA from Fimicolochytrium jonesii, 879 nucleotides. RefSeq lists its product as uncharacterized. The record is from RefSeq and is a predicted model, not a curated record. Bases 1 to 879 code for a protein of 292 amino acids. Lineage: Eukaryota; Fungi; Chytridiomycota; Chytridiomycetes; Spizellomycetales; Powellomycetaceae. The transcript is spliced from 3 exons.
AUGUCGGAAUUUCACACGCGUGGUAUACGAUGGUUUGUUCCAGCAUACAACAAGCUAUUGGUGUACGAUGGACCUCAGAUCGUGUCAACUUUGAAGACGAAAUACGCCGUUAGGAAGUUCACCGCCAAAAAGCACACAGAGUUCUUUCUCAGCAAUGUGGAGGGUCCUCCACUCGCGUCAGGGCUCGUGCGGAGGGCUUUUCUGAAUUCUGUGUAUAUGAGAAUCCUGCGUCCGAGCUUGGCCAGCCCCUUGCCCCAGCCGCCGCAGUUGCGCACGGACACUGACUCAAUCACUGGUGUAUCUAGCUUGGACCACGUGUCCACCGAUUUGGAUAAAAUUCUGACGUGGCUCAUGGCUUUCCCUAUUCCACACUCCCACCCCGCAAUGUCCGACGACAACGAGCAACUGUCCCCCGAAAGGCUGGAUAUCAUAAAGAAACUGCAACUCACGAACGAUGUUGCAUGGCUACGACAAAUCAUCAGAGAACAUCCGGACAUCGCCUUGUGGCCCGAGUUCUACGUCGGCGGCGAUCAGCGCAACUGCUGCAUCAUCAACAUCAUCCUUCAAAUGAACAACGUCGAAUGGUCAGAUAUGAUGGGUGUAUACAUAUCGGCUGUCAAAGAUGACGACCAUUACAUCCUCAAUUCGCUCCUUCGGCAUAGGCCAGGGCAGCUGCACAAACUGCUCUUGACAUUCGCCAUAGAACGCUCUUCCGAGAAGACCCUGAACCUUCUUUGCCGAUAUUUUGAUCCGAAACAGUAUCUCGAUGACUUGCGGGAUGACAUGCUCGAUGCGACGUUACGUUUUUUGAAGGACGAUUUCAUAAAGCUGAGAAGCUCGACCUCGGCUAUUUCGAUACGAUCCCCACUUGAGAAGUAG